Molecule: messenger RNA, 286 nt
Organism: Aaosphaeria arxii CBS 175.79
Lineage: Eukaryota; Fungi; Ascomycota; Dothideomycetes; Pleosporales
Exons: 1
Coding region: 69-251 (60 amino acids)
Source: RefSeq, a predicted model, not a curated record
GCAGUGAGUAAUCAGCUUCAUCUGCGUGACUCUUGCUUAGCAAUCGGGCGUAUCGAUACCUCAUCGACAUGCGAGACAUCACGGAAAGUCUUGUAGUCGCCAACAUCCACUUGCGACAAACAUACGUCCACAUCGGUGAACCAAACUCUCUCAACGUCGAUGAUCAUCCGUCGCACAUGCGCGAUGUCAGCACGUUUGGCACGUUUACCAGCACACAGCAGCAGCGUGCCUAUGAAACACGGAAACGGUAGACGAUGGAAAGUUAAAUGCAGGAACAGGAACAGGC